AGGUAUUAUAAAAGCUGUGACAGGUCCUACAGACUGCGUCCGAUCGUGGACUAGUGCCAUAGGUAUUUUUGAUGUAAUGUAGUGCUUGUGCCAGGCAGCGAUGCUAUGGUAGGGCGACAUUUUCCUAUUCCAAAAGUAAUUCAUUUAUCAUUAAAUAAAGUUGACAAAAAUUAUAUAGUCAUGACGCUUCGUUAAGCCGUAUUAUGUUCACGAAGCGAUCCUGUAAAUGCAGAGCUGCUAGACACCGGAUGAUAAUGGAGUGUGACGUGUGACGGUCGCAGAUGUGUUGAGGAGUGUAUGAAAAUUGAUUGACCCCAAAAUGGCAGCGAUGUUAACAUGGCUAUGUACCUGUUGCUUGCGAUUCAAGUUCAGCCAGGAGGAAAUAGAGCAGCGAUUCAAGAGUCAGGAAAUAGAUCAAGAGUUGGAAAAAGAACGUCAGGAGAAAAGACGUGAAGUAAAAUUACUGCUACUUGGAGCUGGGGAAAGUGGAAAAUCUACGUUUCUUAAGCAAAUGAGAAUAAUUCAUGGAGUUAAGUUCGAGCCGGAACUUAUCAAGGAAUAUCAGCAUGUUAUCUAUCAGAAUAUCAUCAAAGGAAUGAAAGUGCUCGUUGAUGCUCGUGACAAGCUUAACAUCCCUUGGGAAAAUCCUAAGAAUUAUGAUAUUGGUUAUCAGUUGCUUAAGUUUGAAAAUACUACAAUCUUAGAUACUAAAUUAUUUCUACACUACGUUUCAUCCCUGCAAAGUCUGUGGAAUGAUGCUUCAAUUAAGCAAGCCUUCGAUCGAAGACGAGAAUUCCAGCUGAGUGACUCUGUGCAAUAUUUUCUUGACGACUUGGAAAGGAUUGCUCGUGUGGAUUAUAUACCGACGCAACAAGAUAUUCUGCACUGUCGAAAAGCUACAAAGGGUAUUUCUGAGUGUGUUAUAACAAUAAAGAAUAAAGCGUUCCUGUUCGUUGAUGUCGGUGGACAGCGAUCACAGCGACAAAAAUGGUUCCAGUGUUUCGAUUGUGUCACAUCAAUCCUAUUCCUUGUAUCUUCCUCUGAGUUUGACCAAGUAUUACUGGAAGAUAGGCGAACGAACAGAUUGGAAGAAUCAAAGAAUAUUUUUGAUACGAUUGUGAACAAUAUCCUAUUUGAAAAAAUAUCAAUAAUUUUGUUUUUGAACAAAACGGAUUUACUUGCCAAAAAAGUGCGAUCAACCGACACGGACGUCCGUUGGUACUUCCCGGAAUUUAUUGGAGAUUCACAUUCCAUGAAGGAUGUACAGAAAUUCAUCUUGAAUAUGUUCAUAUCGGUCAGGAGAGAACAUAAAGCAUCGUUAUUCCAUCAUUUCACCACAGCUGUAGACACUGAAAAUAUAAAAGUUGUUUUUAACGCUGUCAAAGACACAAUACUGAUUCGAAACUUGCAGUCGCUUAUGCUACAGUAAGCUUCUUUGGAGUUUUGGAAUCUCACUGUGAUUAGUUCGAACCAGAUCUGAAACCUUUGAGGACUGGUGGCUAUCAAAAUAGGUAAACAAAAUAUGGAAAAGAUAAGGCACUAUAUGAAAGUUUGGAGUUUAUUAGUUGAGCAUUGUAACGAAUUGGUAAAAUUUUCAUGAACUCUAUACUAAUAUUAAUCAAAUUAAUUGACUACAACAUAGAUACUAUUUAGUUGUGAUAUUUCCGUUCUCCGGGAAACGGUUGAUUUUGCAAUUUCACAUUCUAUUUCAGAAAUCAUCAAAACUUUGUAACACUCUUUACAAUUUUGUAUUUUCAUAAAAUUUUUCGAAUUUCCCAACUUUAAAGUGGCACUUUGAUUUGUAUUUUACAUUUACAUUAUGUUGAAAUAUGAUAGUAGCUUCUUACGCAUACGUCAAGUUUGGCUUUGUUGAGUUAUUUUUACAACACUCUUUGUUAAAUAACGAAUAUGUUUUAUGGGAUAGUACACACCGGGCCUUUCUGCAAUAUUUUUAAAAUCUGUGCUACAAAAUAACAAGUUUUAAAGGUCCCAGACACUACUUUUGUCAACUAUUAUAUUUAUCUUCUACUAUCAUAGGAAAAACAAGAACAAUUGCGUAUACAUGUCGCAUCAUCUAUCGCUAUCAUCUCCUAGUGCUAAACGAGAAACUGCCUGAUACAGCUGAUACUGAUAUAAUAACCAAAAUGAAAAAUUUAUAUAAACAUAUACACGUAUUAUAAGAUAUUCUUCCAUCCCAUUUUGAUACACAUAUUGAUCAAUGGUCUUUGUAAAAAGUCUAAGCUACAUACAACAUAGCGUGUAUAUAGUAAUAUUUAUCGUUAUCAAAUAAUUUCAGUCGCAACGCAUUCACAUAAGUAUAUUUAUAUAGGAAAUAUUAAAUUACAAACAAUUGUAACUUAGAGUUUUGUAUAUUGUACAGAUGUUUAAAAGAAUUCCCUUUAGGUCACUGUUAUUAUUAUUAAUAUUAUUAUUUUUAUUGAUAUUAUUAUUAUUAUUAUUAUUACUACUACUAUGGUAUACGUAAAAAAAAGUGCUGAUCAAAUAGCUGAUUUUCGUGAAGAAGUAGGUAAUUUAUUUUUAGGUAAGAUUAGAGAUUUCAAUGACUAAGAAGCAAGCUAAGGAACAAUGAAACCAAAUAUUAGGUCCAUGCCAUAAAAACCAAAUGAAACUAACCAGUUUGUGUUCAAAUUGCUAUGAUCGUAAUUUGUUGUUGAUAAUCCCGAUUAUAUUAAUUAAUUUAUUCAUUUGCAUUCAACCUUUUUUCGUUUCGUUUUCCAAAACUUCACUUUUAAAUUUUGCCAUAAUAUAGUAUUUCGAAUAUAAUCAAGAAUAAAUUGAUUUUUCUUCAGAAUCCCAUCAUCAAACUGUGCGAAUUUUACAGUGCAAACCAGUGCUUCUAUUUUUUUAAUCAAUGUUUUAUUUAUUCUUUUACUAUUUCUAUUACAGGGCGUGUUUUUUCAUCACUGUCACAGGGUGUUUGAAAAUACCAGCCUUCUAUCGGACAUUAUUCGAACAUUUGUAUACCAUAUUUUUUACUUGCAAAUUUAUUCAAUGAUCCAGUUGCCAAAUGAAUUUAUUACAUUGAAAGCUUUUUUGCAAAUCAGGUAUAAAAGCUCAAUACUAAUAAGCUUUCGAGAAAAAUUCUUUACACAUUACCGAAAUUCCAUUAUAAUUCGAAAAUCUUGACUGUACAAGAAGAAAAAAAAAUUUCCUCAUUAUUGUCGAUUAUCUCUAUUGGCUGGUAUCCGAAAGGUAGUCAUUUUCCACAUGAUUUCUAAUAGUAACUCAUAUGAUUCAACUUGAAAUUGUUAUUAAUUGACACAACUGAUUAACAAUAAAGUUUAUCAUCAUUUUCGUGACGUGUAUCAUGAUCGCAUGGGUAUUACUUUGUGUGGUAAUGUGUGAUCAAAAAUUAUUAGGUUCUACAUUCCUAUGGAGCCGAUGUGGCCCGGUUUCAACGAAGUUGAGUGUUGUAUUUCUUAAUGUUUUGACUAUUGUAUAUAAAGUUUUACAUGACAAGCGUGAUAUUAUACAUGACUUAUGUGACUGGCAUUAUCGACUAUUUUCGCGCGUUGCACACGACAUGGUAACGGAUAAAGAAAUUUGUAUUAAAAUAUUUUGAAACACUACAUACAUAUAUACGUACAAUAUAUAUAUAUAAUUAUUUAAUAUUCAUCAAACUUGUGCUAGGCUAAUCAACCUAUUUAUAUACAUUAUUUAUAUAUAUAUUAUAUCUAUAUAUAUAUAUAUACAUAUACACACACACACACACACAAACAUAUGUAUAACUUAUACGUAUACAAUGAUAUGUGUAUAGUUAGAAGUGUACCAUGUAAACAAAGUACGCAUUUAGAAACUUUUGUACGAGUAUAGAAUAAGGAUAUCUAACAAACCUUACGUCUACACAAAUCAGGAUCAUAAGAAUUGUAUAUUGUUGUAUUGUAUAUAAGUAAAUAAACUGUUGUAUAAUAUAAGCUAUAUUUGCAACAAAG
Molecule: messenger RNA, 3953 nt
Organism: Neodiprion virginianus
Lineage: Eukaryota; Metazoa; Arthropoda; Insecta; Hymenoptera; Diprionidae
Product: guanine nucleotide-binding protein subunit alpha homolog
Exons: 5
Coding region: 320-1429 (369 amino acids)
Biological process (GO): Rho protein signal transduction; adenylate cyclase-modulating G protein-coupled receptor signaling pathway
Cellular component (GO): heterotrimeric G-protein complex; brush border membrane
Molecular function (GO): guanyl nucleotide binding; GTPase activity; G-protein beta/gamma-subunit complex binding
Source: RefSeq, a predicted model, not a curated record